Oenanthe melanoleuca is the source of this 2261-nucleotide messenger RNA. RefSeq names its product chordin like 2 (gene CHRDL2). Lineage: Eukaryota; Metazoa; Chordata; Aves; Passeriformes; Muscicapidae. The record is from RefSeq and is a predicted model, not a curated record. The transcript is spliced from 11 exons. The coding region runs from base 171 to 1463 and encodes 430 amino acids. Gene Ontology annotation, molecular function: protein binding.
CACCCACAGCCCCGGUCCGGCACCGCCGGGCACCGCACCGUCCUCCGAGGCGCCCGACUCCGAACCGAGACCGCGGCACCGGCGGCGGGAGCGGAGCCCCAGCACGGACCGGGACAUCAGCGGCACACCGGGCAGCGGGACCGCAGCCCAGGGCACAGCAGCGGGCUGCGAUGCUUCCCGGGGCGGGUCCCCUCGCCUUCCUCCUGCGGUGCCUCCUGCUGCUCCUCGCCUCCGGGAGCCGAGCCCGGGCUCGGCCAGAGGCGUUCUGCGACUUCAACGGCAGGAAGUACAGCCCGGGGGAGAGCUGGCACCCGUACCUGGAGCCGCAGGGGCUGAUGUACUGCAUCCGCUGCAGCUGCUCCGAGAACACCAACAUCAGGUGCUCCCGGAUCCAGUGCCCAGCUGUGCCGUGUGCCAGCCCCGUCACCGAGCCCCAGCAGUGCUGCCCACGCUGCCCUGAGCCGCCCUCGCCGUCGGGGCUGCGCGCCGCAGGCAGGUCCUGCCAGCACAACGGCACCACGUACCGGCAGGGAGAGAUGUUCAGCGGCAGCGAGCUGUUCCCGGGCCGCCAGCACAACCAGUGUGUGCAGUGCAGCUGCUCCGAAGGCCAGAUUUACUGUGGCUUGGUGACCUGCCCCGAGCUGCUGUGCUCCUCUCCCUUAACUGUGCCAGACUCCUGCUGCCAGGUCUGCCAAGAUGGCUCCUUGGAGAAGCCCACGGAAGAGGAACCCCUGCAGUUAAACAGAGGUGUUAGACACUCACAGGACCAGUGCUUGGGAGAGGUGGUGGGGAGGGCACCUGGAGCCACCGUGCCCACUGCUCUCAGCUCUUCCCUGGAGCUAAUUCCCAGGAGCUUCAAGCCCAAGGGAACAGGGGGCACCACUGUGAAGAUUGUCUUGAAAGAGAAGCACAAGAAAGCCUGUGUGUACAACGGCAAGACCUACUCGCACGGGGAGGUGUGGCACCCCGUGUUCCGGCUCUACGGCCGCCUGCCCUGCAUCCUCUGCACCUGCAGCGACGGCGUCCAGGACUGCCACAAGGUCACCUGCCCCAAGGAGUACCCCUGCGAGCACCCGGAGAAAGUGGAUGGGAAAUGCUGUAAAGUGUGUCCAGGCAGACCCCAUCCCACGGCCGCCGCUCGCUGCAGCCCCCGCCCCGGCCCCGGCCGUGCGCUGCUCUACGCGCUGGUGCCGCCGCGCCCCGAGCCCCCCCGGGAGCUCCUCAGGACCCUGGCCAUCGAGAGGGAGCUGGCAGAAGAGGUGGAAAUCUACAACUGGAAGCUGAUUAAAGGAAUAUUCCAUCUGAUCCAGACCAAGAAGAUCAGCAAACAAGAAUUCAAGCAAGAAGCACAAAACUUCAGGCUGAUCACCAGGACAAACGAGGGUCACUGGAACAUCUUCAGAGCCCAGACAGCAGAGCUGAGCAUGACAGAAAGCCCAGAGAAGGAACCUGAGAGCUUGUAAAGCAGAGAACUUUGCUCUGCCUAUUGGUUUAUCUCCACACAGACACACAUACACAUAUAUAUGGACUCCAGAGCUGCAUUAUUAAAUAGACUGGCACUGCAAUAAGGUUACACUAGUGGAAUUCCAGCAACUCCAGAGAUCCACAGCUGUGUGGGUGCCUCUCUCCAGGCUGGCCACCUCCUCCUGCUGCCCCCGAGGGAGGGAGAGACCUGCUGUGGCACGAGGAGUGGGAUCCACCCCAGCAGCACCAGGAGGUGCAGCAGGGCAGAGCAUGGCUGCUUCUUGCCAGCUGCUGGUGGAAACAUGGCCUGCAAAGAGAGAAAAACCAUCCCUCUUUCCUUCCCUGGAGCCCCUGGAGCUGCUGUGUCUUUGGCUGAAUGCCCUCCAAGGGGUGUUUUCUGAAAAAUCUCCUCCCUUCCAGCUGGGAUGACCCUUUCCCCUCUUUGCAGGUCACUUAAGGUGUAGGUUUAGGGAGGACCCACCUGCUGGCAGGGUCUGAGACCCUGGGCACUGCACUAAGGUUGCUACUCAGCAUUUAUUGUGCUACAUAUUUAUCUCUAUCCUAUAUGAUAUCUACCUGUACUGACAGGAGGGGCAUCUCCCAAAGGCAAACAGGAUCACUUCUGCAGCAUGGGGAGGAGGGUGUGCAGCAGCAUCACCUUCCCCUGCCUGGGAACAGCUUUGGGGGAUCUUCAGGUUGUUUUGGUACAUCUAUUUAUCCUGGAUUCUUGUUUUAUUCUGUUUUGAUAAAUCUAUUUAUUUGGAGAUCCAACUCUGUAUUAAAAGUCUUCUUGAUUC